Molecule: messenger RNA, 954 nt
Organism: Pocillopora meandrina
Lineage: Eukaryota; Metazoa; Cnidaria; Anthozoa; Scleractinia; Pocilloporidae
Source: the annotation of a GenBank genome assembly
AUGAGCAAUUCUUCAACAUUUUUCGUUUUUGUGACCACCGGCAACUGUGCAAUAAUUUUUCUUAUUUUUCUGACGAUUUUGGGUGAUCUGGCUGUUUAUGCGGCGUUCUUUUUGAACCGCUCUUUAAGGACGCGAACGAACGUGUUUUUCCUGAGUCUGGUGACGUCGGACAUUCUUCUAGCUUUGCUCAUAAUGCCACUAGAGAUUGUUCGUUUAUCCAAUUACCCGUACUGGCCUUUUGGGCCAACUGUGUGCAAUGUUUUCAACUCGGGAUUUGUUUCCCUUGGAAGUGCCUCCAUCUGCAACUUAUGUGCAACAGGAAUUGAUCGAUAUUUGGCAAUUUCUCGUCCUUUACGGUACUGCCGAGAAAUUUCAAACACCAUUGUCGCAUCAAUUGCCUUCAUAUGGCUAUUUGCAUUUAUCAGUGGAUUUGUAAGUUACUUUAUAUGGAGUCGGUCUCGCCCAUUAAUUUGCGCAGACCUCUCUGCUCCCUUGACCUAUUCCGUUUUGCUGUUACUUUUCGACCUUCUUGCACCAUUCGUAAUUUGUCUUUUUGUGUACGCCAAGAUAUUUCGAAUAUCUCGUCAACAAGCGAGAAGGAUCAAUUCGACCUGCCGUUGGAUCGGAAGAGAGCAUCACUAUGCAUCUCAGGCAAAGAAAUCAGCGAAAACGCUAAGUAUUCUGGUUGGUCUUUUCGCCCUUGCAUACCUUCCCUUCCUCAUAUUUCAUGCUAUCGAUGGUGCUUUCAACGAGCAACUACCGAAUAGAUUUUAUUUCGGUGGUGUGGUAAAGUGGCUGGUUUUUGCCAACUCUUCAUUUAACUGGGCCGUGUAUGGAUUUCUCAAUAAAGAGUACAGGAAAGCAUUACUCAAGAUUUGUGGUGCCUUAUGGUGUAAACGUCGCCACAGGAUAACAGACCAAGAUGAUAACGUAGCCGCUUACACUAUUUCGUAG